This is a messenger RNA of Arachis duranensis, 2229 nucleotides long. RefSeq names its product F-box/LRR-repeat protein 4-like. The transcript is spliced from 7 exons. Gene Ontology annotation, cellular component: SCF ubiquitin ligase complex. The coding region runs from base 148 to 1992 and encodes 614 amino acids. NCBI's taxonomy places the organism in Eukaryota, Viridiplantae, Streptophyta, Magnoliopsida, Fabales, Fabaceae. Gene Ontology annotation, molecular function: protein binding. Gene Ontology annotation, biological process: SCF-dependent proteasomal ubiquitin-dependent protein catabolic process. The record is from RefSeq and is a predicted model, not a curated record.
CGCUUCUUCUCUCUCUUCGCUUUUGCCGUAACCGUAAGAUCAGAGAUGAGAGUGAUAGGUAUUCGGUAAAUGUAACACGUUUCGUUCAUUGUGUAUUAAGUAUUGUAGGAUAGAACCCAAUUGAAUUGAACUAAGCACCGAGGAAAAAUGAGAGGCCACGAUUUGAUAAACACCUUCCUCCCCGAUGAAUUGAUGGUCGAGAUUUUCGGCCACCUCGCCACCAAAUCCAGCCGCGACGCAUGCUCCCUCGUCUGCCGCCGCUGGCUUCGCCUUGAGCGCCUCUCCCGCUCCACCCUCCGAAUCGGCGCCUCCGCCUCCCCUGACAUCUUCCUCCACCUCCUCCCCUCCCGCUUCUCCAAUCUCCGCAACCUCCACAUCGACGAGCGUCUCUCCAUUCCCCUUCCCCUCUCUCUUCCCCUUCCCGUUCCCGCUAGAAGGCGCCCUCUCAAGGUGCAUUGUGUUGCCGACAACACCUCCUCGGCCGAGACCAAUCCCGAUUCGCUCUGUUUAUCCGAUGCCGGCUUGGCCGCUCUCGGCGAAGGCCUUCCUAGGCUCGAGCGCUUGAGCUUGAUCUGGUGCUCUAACGUCUCUAGCGAGGGUUUGAAAUCCCUUGCUUACAAAUGCACCCUCUUAAAAUCGUUGGACUUGCAGGGUUGUUUUAUUGGAGAUCAAGGUCUGGCUGCCAUUGGACAGUGUUGCAAGCAACUUGAAGACUUGAAUCUUCGAUUCUGCGAAGGCUUGACCGAUAGCGGUUUCACUGAAUUUGCAUUGGGUGUGGGGAAAUCCAUGAAAUCUCUUGGUGUGGCAGCUUGUGCCAAGAUAACUGAUGUCUCCAUGGAAGCUGUAGGAUCAUAUUGCAGAUCACUUGAGACGUUGACAUUGGAUUCCGAGUACAUACACGAUAAAGGGGUGCAUGCUGUGGCUCAAGGAUGUCCCCAUUUGAAAGUUCUAAAGCUGCAAUGUGUUAAUCUAACAGAUGAUGCUUUGAAGUCUGUAGGCGCUGCUUGUUUGUCCCUCGAGUUAUUGGCACUAUAUAGUUUUCAGAGAUUUACUGAUAAGGGCUUGCGUGCCAUUGGGAAAGGAUGUAAGAAGUUGAAGAAUUUGACUUUAAUUGAUUGUUAUUACCUAACUGACAAGGGUUUGGAAGCAAUUGCUACUGGCUGCAAGGAGCUUACACAUCUUGAAGUCAAUGGAUGCCACAACAUUGGAACCAUUGGACUAGAAUCCAUUGGGAAAUCUUGCAAGCAUCUCACUGAGUUAGCAUUGCUUUACUGCCAAAGAAUUGGCAAUAUUGGCCUUCUUAAGGUUGGACAGGGUUGCAAAUUCUUGCAAGCCCUUCACUUGGUGGAUUGCUCGGGCAUUGGAGAUGAAGCCAUUUGUAGUAUUGCUAAGGGCUGCAGGAGUUUAAAGAAACUUCAUAUUCGUCGAUGUUAUGAGGUAAUCUGUCUUCGAGAUGUAGAUUUUAAAUCUUAUAUGUUUGUUUAUUGCUCUCUCUCUCUCUCUCGUAAUUUGCUAACUGAUCUUAGCAUCCGAUUCUGUGAUAGGGUUGGGGAUGAGGCUCUUAUCGCAGUAUCUGAGGGUUGUAACCUUCAGUAUCUCAAUGUUAGUGGUUGCCACCUAGUUGGAGAUGCUGGAGUGAUAGCCAUUGCAAGGGGAUGCCCUCAACUCUGUUAUUUAGAUGUGAGCGUGCUGCCGAAGUUGGGUGAUAUGGCGAUGGUUGAGCUGGGAGAAAACUGUCCCUUGCUUAAAGAAAUAGUACUUUCACACUCCCGUCAAAUUACUGAUGUUGGUCUAGCACAUCUUGUGAAAAGUUGCACGAUGCUGGAAUCAUGUCACAUGGUUUAUUGCUCUGGUAUAACAUCAGCUGGUGUAGCCACGGUUGUUUCUAGCUGUCCCAACAUAAAGAAGGUACUUGUUGAAAAGUGGAAGGUUAGCCAGCGGACCAAGCGACGCGCCGGCUCAGUCAUCGCCUACUUGUGUGUGGAUCUUUAGAGACCUUUGGUAUAUAUUUGCAUCUUUGGGAAUUUUUUUCAGUCUGAUAUAUUAAUAAAGCUGCUGGCAAGUUGCAGCCUGAAUUUAUUUCUAGUAUAAAAGAGGAGGCAAUACUAGGAUAUGCAUGGGCACAUAUGUUGUAAAUUAAGCAGCUCUUUGGUCCCUUACAGGAUAUGUAUCAAGAGUGUAGAAACCUUGGUAAGAGAAAUAAAUGUUAUUGAUACUUUGAUAGUAGCA